Messenger RNA from Parasteatoda tepidariorum (common house spider), 3594 nucleotides. RefSeq lists its product as uncharacterized. Lineage: Eukaryota; Metazoa; Arthropoda; Arachnida; Araneae; Theridiidae. The record is from RefSeq and is a predicted model, not a curated record.
GUUCACUCUCAAUCAAAAUUUCAAAAUAAACAAAGCGCUGAGAAAGAGGAACAUGAGUUUUCAUUUCAACACGCAUUGUGUCGGUAAAAACCCAAAUUUUUCAAAUUCUAUGCAAUAGCUAUUUAAUAGCAGAUAACAGAAUUAUGUUUAUUUAGAUUAUUCCUGGGUUUUUUAAACAUGUGCCAUUUUUAAUGUGAAAUCUAUUUUUCGGAGCAGAACUCAUGAUAUCCGCUCGGAAAUACUUUUUUUCUUUCUCUUCCAUUGAUCUGAAAAUUUUUUUUUUACUCGUGAUUUCUGAGAUUUGAAACUGUCGAAAAGCCUUAUUAUUUCUGUUUCUUGUAUGUUUUUGCUAUGUACUCGUAUAUAAAUUUGAUUAUCUUCACUCUAUGGUACAUUGUUUUAAAAACGGAGAGUAUUAAAAUGUACUUUGAAGAUUCAGAAAUUGACUGUACUCCAUAUAAUGUACCGACCUUAAAGUGUGAAGAUACUGACUGUGACAAGCCAUUGAAUUCAGAUGAUUUAUUCAUAGACACACCGUUGGAUUCAGCUGAUUUGUCCAUAGAUUGUGAAGGUGAUCAGGACUGUAUGGAACUUAGAAAAAAAAGGAAUUCAAUUGAUUGUGAAAGCUUUGAUAUUUUGUUUUCUGCAAAAUAUGAUUUAAUGAGAAAAUCAAUUACUGUUAAAUUUAGACCUUUACCUGAGUAUGUAGCAUGUUAUGAAUAUUAUCAAGUUCAACUGCGAAGGAAAGAAUUAACUGAAAAUAACUGUUUUAAUUUGUAUCUUUUAUGCGUAAAGGAUCAUGUGAAAAGUGAGACUUUGAUGGAAUUUGUUGACUUGCAUGGUGGUUCAUAUGUUAUUGUUGUUUCCCCUAACGAAGAAUGGCCACGUCCUCCACACGAAAAAAUAUUUUGCUCUGAGGAAUUAAAUAUUAUGGCUAAUUCUUCUAGUAUUGUGAAUGAUACAGAUACAAAUGAAAAGAAAAAAGAGAUUUCUAUUAUGAAAAUACAGUUACUGUUAAUACCCUCAACAAUACUUCUUUUUAUAAUCACCAUUGUUAUGCUUAAAAAAUAUAAGCCAAGUAUUUUCUCAAGUGCCAAUCGUCUAACCAGUCUAAUAUUCCAACCAGGUGAUAAUUCGGAGGAAAGAUGUCAUAUUUUAUUUGACAACAUAGAACUUUUAAUACUGCAUUCUUCUGAUGCUGGCAUCCAAAGUAAAAUUCUAUUGUUAAAAGAUUUCCUUGAAAAAUAUGCUUCCUUCAAAGUUAUUACCAUGAUGGAUGUAAUGUUCUACAACAACAUUGACUCUCUUUGGUUUAAGACUCAGUUUUUUUACAAAUGCAAAAGCCUUGGUGACCCCAUUAAUUCAAGUAAGAGAAUUCUUCUUGUGGAACCUGGCAAGGCCUUGUCUCAAGUAAAUAAAAAUCAAAAUAUUCUAGAUGAUAUUUAUUGCGAGGGCUUGCAUAUUCUCCUCAGUGCUUGGUCAAGAUGUUUAAAGGAUUACUGCCACUUGUUUGUUUUGGAAUUUAAUAAUAAUUAUGCGGAACGCCAGUUUGCCCAAGAGUUCGUUCCUGGGGUUCGUUACUUGAUUCCAAGAGAUUUAGUUAAACUUUGUCUCAAUUUAAGUUCUUGUGGAGAAUCUAAUAAUGAAUCUCUUCAACAAAAGUUAACCACAAGUUUAAGAUCUCACAAAUUAAUGGAACAUUGUUAAAAAAUAUGUUGAACAGUCUCAUGUUAUUUGUUAAGAUCUGAGGUCAAUUUAUAUGGCUGAUAUGUUCUACACUUUUAGGGGCAAUCAGAUUUUUACUCCGUAUACACAUUUUUUUCUAUUCUUGAAGAUUGAAAUUACCUAAAAAAAAAUUUAAAUUUUUUUUUUUUGUAUAUUUACCUCUGUUCUAUUUAAAGAAAUUCUCACAAUUUGUUAUCAUCCUAAUACUUAUUAAUUGCUAGCAAAAUACCCAUUCUUUAUUAGGGGAGGAAAAAAAUCGUAAAUACAGGUUGUGUCACAAUUCCCUCCAGGUUUUUUUCCACAAAUAUUCAAUGUGUGAACUUUGUCUGAUGCUGCAGACUUCAAGUCUGAAGUUAAAUUUUUGCCACACUCUCUGCAACAUGUCCCAAUCAAUGGUAGCAAAUGUGGUUGUGAUCUUUGAUUUAACCCCUUAAAAGAAAUGUACUAAUUAAUAAAAUCACAUCAUUUUUUAUAAACCAUCCAAAACCCAGAGACAAAUGUGACACACCCUGUAUUUUUAUUUUUAAGAAUUGCUUAACAAUGGAACUGACAUUGCUCAAAGACUUGUAGUUGAGAUUCUACUGAUCAGAUCAUACUGAAACUUCAAAUAUAUGUUAGGUAUAUCAUGUGGCCUAGGUUUCGAUCAAAAACAAAGUCGUGGUAACUUGUGACUCUAUGACAAUGUAAAGAGAAAGAUAACAGUUUAGAAACGGAGAAGAGCAAAAUAUUUUAUUUGCUCACAUACCUGUGUGCAUGCAGAUGUCUUUUCGAUCAAUAUUAUUCUGAAACCCUUCGACCACAUUGACACAGCUGUCAAGUUAACUUCAUUAGUUGUCAUUUGUAUAUCAAAUGCAAUACAUAUGAGUUUCACAUGUGAUGGCCACAACAUAAUUUUUACAUAAAAUUGAAAUGGGCUAUUCACCUGCAUAGACAGCGUAGUGCCAUUCCUUGAAAAAAUUUCAGCCUUUUUCUUGAACAUAUAGCAUAUAAUUAAAGUUACAUUCAAAUAUGUUUAAAAGAACCAAGAUUAUGAACCAAGGGCCUAAGGGUUUAUACAGCUUAUAUACAGAGUCAGUUGGAUUUGAUGAUUCAUCCAGUUUCAAUGGACUGUUUAUUUACAAGUAUAUGAUGCACAAAAAACCGUUUAUACUUGGAAAGAUGUAUACACUUACCAAGUUUCUGGUAUAUACAGCAAAUGUUCAUUGUGUGUAUGCUUAGUCACCCAAUACCCAUCCCAGUGGUAAACCACUUCACCAGUAAACCAGUUUGCAUAUAUUCAAUAGCUAUUUUCUAUGAAUGUCUGUCACAGCUGCAGUGAUGUGCUCUUGUUGAAUUGCUGUUGCUUUGGGAAAGCAUUGAAUAUUUGUAGCGUGUACCUGACACUUAUGUAUUUUUUCUUGUGCAUCAUAUACAAAAAACAAACAAUUCUUUGAAAUUAUUUAAAUCAUUUAGGCUAACGUAUUAUUAUAACUGAAGAUUAUGUACUUAUGUUCAUGCCUGUAAUUUAAGUAUGUACUACUGUAAUAUUUUUUGUCAAAGGCAUAAUAAGAACAUUAUGCUGUAUAAUGGUUCCUUGAUGAUUAAUUUCAAUAGUAUUAUGUUUAAUAUCAUUUUAAAGGAUCUUAUAAUUAUAACGUACUCUAUAAAGAAUACGCACAUUUGUCUUAUUGUGAAUUAGAUUAAUCGUCUAAUUAAAAUUUUUUUUUAGUGUUUUUAACUAUAUAUUCAAUUUCUAGUCUUUUUGUAUUCUUCGUAUGUAUUCAAUUUCUAGUUAUCAUUAUGUAUAUUAUUAUUCUAAUGAUUAAGAGUUUAUCUUGGUAAAUUUUAUAGUGUAUUGAAAAUAAUAUAUAUUCAAAGUGUACCUGACGU